Messenger RNA from Dothidotthia symphoricarpi CBS 119687, 567 nucleotides. RefSeq lists its product as uncharacterized. Bases 1 to 567 code for a protein of 188 amino acids. The record is from RefSeq and is a predicted model, not a curated record. NCBI's taxonomy places the organism in Eukaryota, Fungi, Ascomycota, Dothideomycetes, Pleosporales, Dothidotthiaceae. The transcript has a single exon.
AUGAGCAUGAACACAGUAUCAUCAAACUACAAUGGUUCGCACAACCGCGUCACUAGCUCUCAUGCGCACCAAUCUGGACCCAAACCUGGGCGACAGCAGAGCGAAGUCGCUCCCCACAGCAUCCCCGAGGACAGCGAGCAAGAGCGCCUACCCACCUCCCCAACCCCCCCAAAUCCACAGCACCACUCCGACCAUCCACUCCGCGACUCCCUCUUCCCCAACCACGACUUCGGCGCCCUCCCCACUCUCUACAUCACAAACCGCACCUCCUCACUAAGCACAUACACGCCUCCGCCUCCCCCUCCACCCCGCAGUGCAAAACCCAUCCCGCGCGUCGUAAACGCUGCGCAGGAAGAUCUGCACGUGGGCCGUGAGGCGGCGGUGGGGUUUAUGCUGUACCGUGAGGAGAGGGCGAGGGAGAUGGGUUCUAAGUCUGAAGCUGUUGGGAAGGGGGGGUUGUGGGGGAGGGUGAGGAGGGCGGGGGGGAUGUUGUGGGUUGGAUCAAGGGAGCGGAGGGGAGGGGGAUGGUGGGUGGGUCGGAGGGGGCCUAGAUUGGUUGUUGGGUAG